Nicotiana tabacum (common tobacco) is the source of this 927-nucleotide messenger RNA. RefSeq lists its product as uncharacterized. The record is from RefSeq and is a predicted model, not a curated record. NCBI's taxonomy places the organism in Eukaryota, Viridiplantae, Streptophyta, Magnoliopsida, Solanales, Solanaceae. Gene Ontology annotation, molecular function: DNA binding.
UCUCUUUCUCGCUCUCUGAAUUACAAGCCCAGUUCGCUCCAAGAAACUCAAAAAUGGCGGAUGAAAAAAGUGACGCACCUGAUGCUGUACACACCAAUAACACUCUGGGGAAUCUCACUGCUAAUGAGAUUGUCGCUGAAAAAGAAGCUGAUGCCGGAAAAUCGGUAGUCAAAGAGAAGAGCACUCAAGAUCAUAACAAUAAGACUGUCGCUGAGAAAGAAGCCGAUGCCGGAAAAGCGGUAAUCGAAGAGAAGAACACUCAAGAUCAUAACAAUGAGAUUGUGGCUGAUGCUGGAAAAUCUGAAGUCGAAGCUGACCAAGAAAGUGACGACUCCUACUAUGGUCAUAUUGAUGUAUAUGAUUUUUUUGUUGAUGAGGUGCCAGAAAUAGAGAGUUCCAAUAUUAAUGUGGAAACAGUGCUUCGUAAGAACUUAAGGCAUUCGGAUCUCAAACGUAUGGAGGGAUUGAGGCUACUUCGGAAAUACUUAGAUAAACUGAAAACUCCUCUUCAAGCACCUGCUGAUAUAACACUAACUGAUCAAAGUGGUGAAGAGAAGAAGGAGUGGAAGAUGUCAGUUGUGAAAACAAAUUUGGGGUUAUAUCUUAGAGAAGGUUGGUUUGAGUACGCGGCCAAACACGAGUUGGAAAUUGGGGAUACAGUUAUUAUUGAAGCACUGAAUGUUCCUGAGAUCAAGUACGAAAUCAGAUUUGAUAAGAAUGUUAAAAGGCCCAAGAAACCGAACAAGGCAAAAACAGAGGUAUAGGCAUUCUGAAAAUGGAGAGGUUUUCAUAGUAUAGCCAGUAAUAAUACUUUCAUCAUUCAUUACUGCACUGUAUUGUAUAGUCAGCAAUAAUACUUCCAUCCUUAGUAUUAGAAUUAGUACAUUCAUAAACAGAAGGGAUGGUUUGAUGUGUAGUUGGUAUAUC